Messenger RNA from Amphibalanus amphitrite, 2306 nucleotides. It is a transcript of the gene SerRS, whose product is annotated as probable serine--tRNA ligase, cytoplasmic. The transcript has 12 exons. The record is from RefSeq and is a predicted model, not a curated record. NCBI's taxonomy places the organism in Eukaryota, Metazoa, Arthropoda, Thecostraca, Balanomorpha, Balanidae. Gene Ontology annotation, molecular function: serine-tRNA ligase activity; ATP binding; tRNA binding. Gene Ontology annotation, biological process: seryl-tRNA aminoacylation. Gene Ontology annotation, cellular component: cytosol. Bases 213 to 2027 code for a protein of 604 amino acids.
UGACAUAGCUUUGUAGGCUUCACCGCUUCAAUUCAAGUUUUAGGUUUCAGUUUGAGGUUUGAGAUAAGUCUAAAGUCAAAGUGGUGCUGAAUCUUGAGAUAAACUUUCCAGUAAAUGUUGUUAGUAUUAUUUUAACCUUUUGAGGUUAUUUCCUGGCUCUUAUGAUUCAUAUAUUCAGGUUAUAAGCAAUUGUAUUGACAGUAGGAGCAGAGAUGGUGCUGGACAUUGACCUGUUCCGAGCUGAGAAGGGCGGCAACCCAGACCGGAUCAGGAAGUCACAGAAGGACCGCUACAAGGAUGUCACCCUGGUUGACAAGGUGGUGGAGCAUGAUGAGGCCUGGCGCAAACAUCGUUUUGAUGCCGAUAACUGGAACAAGUUGAAGAAUGCCUGCUCCAAAGUGAUUGGAGAGAAGAUGAAGUCGGCCAAGAAGGCUGGUGGUCGGCCGGCCGCCCCCUCCCAGCCGGCGGAGACGCACGAGCCGGCGCUGCCCUCCCUCGCCGACCUGGAGCGCCACCUGGCGGAGUUUUCGUACGUGGGCGGCCACCAGGCGUCGGCGGCCGACCGGCGGCUGAGGGCCCGUCUGGCGCCGCCCGCGCCCUCCGCCGGCCAGUACCCGGCCGUCAGCCGCUGGUGGCUUCACCUGACCGCCCUGGAGGCGGCCGGCGCCCCGCCGGAGGAGACACUCCCGCCCGGCGACCCGGCGCUGCUGCGGCGGCUCGGGCUGGACCAACUGCAGAAAAAGGAGCCGGUCGGGGACGAUGACGCGCUGCCCGACUCGGUGACGUCACGGCUCGCUCAGCUGACCCCCGAGGAGCUGCGGCCUCUGACCGUCACCCAGCUCAAGAAAGUGCGCGCCCUGGUGGACGAGGGUCAGGCGCGCACGGCCACUGCCGUGGAGGACAGUAUGAAACAGCGUGACGCGGCGCUGGGCCUCAUCGGAAACCUACUGCACGAGUCGUGUAUCGUCAGCAAUGAUGAGGAGAAUAACGGCGUGGAGCGCACGUUCGGCGACUGCGAGACGCGCCGCCGCUACUCGCACGUCGACCUCAUCCACAUGAUCGACGGCAUGGACGGCGAGCGCGGCGCCACGGUGUCGGGCGCGCGCGGCUACUACCUGACCGGGCCGGCCGUCUUCCUGGAGCAGGCCAUCGUCCAGCUGGCGCUGCGCAUGCUGCUCGAGAAGGAUUUCAAGCCGCUCUACACGCCCUUCUUCAUGCGCAAAGAGAUCAUGCAGGAGGUGGCGCAGCUCAGCCAGUUCGAUGAUGAGCUGUACAAGGUGCUAGGCAAGGGCUCUGAGAAGGGUGACGACAACACGAUCGACGAGAAAUACCUGAUCGCCACCUCUGAGCAGCCGAUCGCCGCCUACCACCGCGACGAGUGGAUCCCCGAGGCCUCACUGCCCAUCAAAUACGCCGGACUGAGCACCUGCUUCCGCCAGGAGGUCGGAUCGCACGGCCGAGACACCAGAGGCAUCUUCCGCGUGCAUCAGUUCGAGAAGGUGGAGCAGUUUGUUCUCACCUCGCCCCACGACAACGCCAGCUGGGAGAUGAUGACCGAGAUGAUCGACAACGCCGAGCGCUUCUGUCAAACGCUGGGCAUCCCCUACCGCGUGGUCAACAUCGUCAGUGGUGAGCUGAACAACGCCGCCGCCAAGAAGCUCGAUCUGGAGGCGUGGUUCCCGGGCGGCGGCGCGUUCCGCGAGUUGGUCAGCUGCAGCAACUGCACCGACUACCAGGCGCGCCGGCUCCGAGUCCGCUACGGACAGACCAAGAAAAUGGGAGACAAGGUUGAUUACGUGCACAUGCUGAACGCCACCAUGUGCGCCACGACACGCGUCAUCUGCGCCCUGCUGGAGGUGAACCAGACGGAGACGGGCGUCACCGUGCCCGAGGUGCUGCGACCCUUCAUGCCGCCCAAGUACGCCGAGGAGAUCCCAUUCGUCAAGCCCGCUCCCAUCGACCAGGAGGAGACCAAAAAGGCGAAAAAGCAGAAGGAAGGCAUGAAGAAGGGAAAGAUAGAAGAAUAAAAGGUGUCAAACUAGCGUCUAGGACCAAAAGUUCAUCUUCCCGCAUUCACUCUGCGACCUGUUUUUUUUUUUACGGCUCAGUCUUUGGGAGUUUGGGGGUUGUUCUGUUAUUUAUUUGCAGUCACAAACUGGUCCAUCAAAAGUUUCGAUAAUAUUUUGCUUUAGUGGUCUGACAUGUUUUGGCCAUGGUACAGGGACUAUUACUAUGGUGGGAGAUUUUUAAAGACGAACUGGUGGUACAACCAAUACACUGAUCAGUGAUCAUGAACCAUGCCCAAA